Messenger RNA from Chiloscyllium plagiosum (whitespotted bambooshark), 2379 nucleotides. Lineage: Eukaryota; Metazoa; Chordata; Chondrichthyes; Orectolobiformes; Hemiscylliidae. The record is from RefSeq and is a predicted model, not a curated record.
UGGAAGAUUUUUGAAGCUGAUUUGCCCAGGCACUCGUGGUUGUGGCGAGGAGAUGAAGGGGAAGGAACCAUGUGCCCCCUGCUGUUGCUCAGAGCUCAGAAUUUGUCCCUUACCUGGGUUUGUCCCAAAGCUCACUUCUAUUUCUGCCCAAUGUCCACAAAACGUCAGCUGUAAUGACAAUCUCGUUUUUGUUUGUAAUGCUGUGGAGGGAUAAAUAUUGAGCUUAGGAAGUGGCAAGAACUUGCUGUUUCUUUCAAAUAUUGGGAGGCCGUCUUUUGCAAGUGUUCAAGUAUAACUGGGCCUGGUGUUCAACAUCCAGUCUGGAAAAAUGACAUCACUGCCAGAGCAGGGCAUCCCAGGUGGGCACAAACAUGGCAGAUGGAGUUCCCUACGCAGCAGUGUGAGACUUGUCACUGAACUGAACUCUGUAAUAGGGCGCUGAAUAGGGCAUGAUGGCCUCUGCAGCAGAUAGCUGCAUCCAAUUCACCAGACAUGCGGGUGACGUGCUGUUUAACUUGAACAGGCUGCGAUCCCGAGACAUUCUGACUGAUGUCACUAUCUUGGUGGAUCACCAGCGUUUCCGAGCCCACAAGACAGUGCUCAUGGCGUGCAGUGGUCUUUUCUAUGCCGUCUUCACUGAUCAGCUGAAGUUCAACUUGAAUUUGAUAAGUUUGGACCCAGAUGUUAAUGCAGAGGGAUUUGGAAUUCUUUUAGAUUUUAUGUAUACGUCCCGCCUGCCUCUGAGAGACAGCAGUAUCAUGGUAGUGAUGAAUACAGCUAUUUACCUGCAAAUGGACCAUGUGGCCGACACAUGUCGUAGAUACCUACAGUCCAGUGAAGAUAUUUGUUCUACAAUCAGUCCACCUCGACAGGAGUUUCUUCCCAGCAAUGCAACGUUACCUCCAGAAACAUUAAGCUUUCGAAAAUCUGAAGUGACUGAAAACCUGCUUCGAGAUGCAUCAGUCCCUGAUGGGAGGGCUUUGGGCUCCAGUGUCUACAAUGUAAUGACUCCCUCUCCACAUCCAUACUCUUUGUACAGCCAUAUCCCUGUUCACAGUUACUCUGCAAAUCCUUACUUGAUUAAUGAGUUCAGAGAUUGUCACGUCCCUUUAUCUGAAGUUCCCAAGCUCAGGAGAUACCAGGGUAACUGUGUACAGCAUAAUAGUGACACGGGUUUCACCAAGUACAACAGCAGGUCUGUCGCUGACGUUGCAUCCAAUGUUUGCCAUGCAACUGUUUUCUCUCCCAGAGAGAUCUGUAGGGAAAGUGAUGCUAAAAUGGAUUUGCACUAUAAUCAAACUCCUAGCUCCAAAAUGGCCUUGCAAUCCGCUGCCAAUAAUGUGGCGAAUUACCCUUCAUCACUGAAUGUUAACAGGAGGGUUGAAGAAAGCAAUAUUCCAAAAGAGGAUAGGAGAGGACUCUUGGAAUCCAGUAAUCUGCCCGUUAAUCAUAAAGGCCCCUUGAUUGGGCCUCGGAGCCCUCUGAAAUCUGACUGCCAUCCCAAUUCCCCAACAGAAUCGAGCAGCAGCAGGAAUGCAUUCAGGAGUCAGUGUUCUGAAUCUCCCACCGCCAAGAGCCCCAUCGACCCCAAAGCCUGUAACUGGAAAAAGUACAAAUUCAUUAUCCUGAACUCAUUGAACCAGAGCGCCAAAACUGAAAAUGGCAGCCAGCUGGAACCCGAGAACAGCUCUCCUCCAACUUUCUCCGCCUCGCCUGCUCCUUUCCGUCAGUCUUCUGAUGUUGAAACCCUGGGGAGCCAAACGCCAGCCAAGAUGGAUGUUGCUGGAGAUGAGCUGCAUGUCACUCAGGCCAGCAAACUCAACAGCAUCGUCAACAGGUCAUCAGAUGAGUCUUCACUGGAUAACCAGCAACCAUCUCCUUUGGACACCUUUCCACGUAAAUGUAGCUCAUGUGAGUCACCAACUAACCAACACCCUGAGCUGUGCCGCCACACACCUGUGUCUCACCUGGCAGAAGAACUAACUGAGACGCAGUCUGAACUCUCGGACUCCAGCUCAGAGAAUGGAUCGUUCUUCUGCAGUGAGUGUGACUGUAAAUUCUCUGACGAUGCUACACUCAAGAGACACAUGGUCCAGUCACACAGCGACAAGCCCUACAAAUGUGACCGGUGUCAAGCUGCAUUCCGUUACAAAGGGAACCUGGCGAGCCACAAAACUGUGCACACAGGGGAGAAGCCAUAUCGCUGCAAUAUCUGUGGAGCUCAGUUUAAUCGUCCAGCAAACCUGAAGACUCACACACGCAUCCAUUCUGGGGAGAAACCGUACAAGUGCGAGACCUGUGGAGCACGGUUUGUCCAGGUCUGUAUCCACUUUCGCUUUGCAACAUCCAUCCAAUAAUUUGUACCCAGUGACUCCUUCC